This is a messenger RNA of Stegostoma tigrinum, 873 nucleotides long. RefSeq names its product trypsin-3-like. NCBI's taxonomy places the organism in Eukaryota, Metazoa, Chordata, Chondrichthyes, Orectolobiformes, Stegostomatidae. The coding region runs from base 1 to 873 and encodes 290 amino acids. The record is from RefSeq and is a predicted model, not a curated record. The transcript is spliced from 6 exons. Gene Ontology annotation, biological process: proteolysis. Gene Ontology annotation, molecular function: serine-type endopeptidase activity.
AUGAUUGACCUCCAACAACCAAAACCAUCUUCUUACUUGCCAGGUCUAGUUGAAGACAGGAUCAUUGGAGGAUCUGAAGUUUUCCCUCACUCUAUCCCGUAUCAAGCCUCCUUACAGAUAAGAUCAGUACAUUACUGCAGUGGGACUUUAAUUAACCCCAGGUGGAUCCUGUCAGCAGCUCAUUGUGUGAAACCUCCAUAUCUCAUUACAGUUGUUUUGGGUGAACAUAGCCUUUCCAGGUCAGAUGGCAAUGAACAGUUCUACAGAGUGAUCAAACUUAUACUGUUUCCUUUCUACCAACCUGCAACAUUCAGGCACGACAUCAUGCUGAUGAAAUUGAAAACGCCUGCAAAACAGAAUGCAUACAUCAACUUUGUAGCAAUUCCAUCUACUGAUGAAAUGGUUCCUGAAAAUACCCUAUGUACAGUCUCUGGCUGGGGAGUCACCACCGUUUACAGUUAUAGUCUAUCUGAUGUACUUAUGGCUGUCAAGGUUCCAAUCAUUCCUCGCUACAAGUGCAAUAGACGUUCUUCAUACAGUGGAAGAGUGCGUCCCUACAUGAUCUGUGCGGGAUAUAGUACAGGAGGCAAGGAUUCUUGUCAGGGUGAUUCUGGAGGACCACUGAUUUGUAAUGGAGUCAUUGAAGGAAUUGUAUCCUGGGGAAUUAGCUGUGCACAUUACAAAUACCCAGGUGUAUAUACAAGAGUGGCCUUGUUUGGCUCCCAAAAACAGCUGGAGCUUCAGCAUUUUGGCUACUUCCUGCUCACCCCUCCCCAGCCACCCAAAUCCCACUCUGAGAUCCAUGCAGGGGAAGACAAGUCUCCCCUCGAUAUCUUCCUCAAACAGGGACAACAAUCACGAAUGCAGUUAUAG